Messenger RNA from Triplophysa rosa, 1535 nucleotides. RefSeq names its product signal-regulatory protein beta-2-like. The record is from RefSeq and is a predicted model, not a curated record. The transcript has 6 exons. NCBI's taxonomy places the organism in Eukaryota, Metazoa, Chordata, Actinopteri, Cypriniformes, Nemacheilidae. Bases 21 to 1064 code for a protein of 347 amino acids. Gene Ontology annotation, biological process: response to bacterium.
CCAAAGACUAUGAAGUGAAGAUGUGGGUUUCUUUCAUCAUUUGCGUUUCUAUCAUCUUUCAACUUACGUAUACAGGAGAGGCUGGGGUUGUCAGUCAACCAGAUCCAGUGAUGUCUGUCUCUGUUGGUGAUAAUGUCACUUUGCAUUGCUUCAUUUUGAAAAAUACCAAUGAUCCAAUUGUUUGGUACAAGCAAACUUCAAGACAGCAGCUUUAUAUUAUUGCAAUGACACAGAAAUACAUGAAUAUUCCUGACUUUUAUAAUGAGUUUAAAUUCCAGAAGCGUUUUUCUGUUGAGAAAGCAACAGGACAGUGUCACUUAAAGAUUACAAAUGUCACUGCAUCUGAUGAAGGAAUGUAUUACUGUGGAUGGAAAAAGUUUGAGAUUGAUUUUGCUGAAGGCACAUAUUUGAAGUUAAAAGGGUUACAAAACACCCAGCAUAAAUUGAAAGUGUCUGUUCUUCAGCGUCCUGCAUCAGUGUCUGUCCACCCCGGAGACACAGUGAUGCUGAUGUGCUCUGUGCUGUCUGAACGCACAUCAGAAGACAAAAGAAUGUUCUGGUUCAGAUCUGAUUCAGGAAAAUCUGUUCCACAGAUCAUUUACACGUAUAAUCAGAGUGAUCAGUGUGAGAUUGAUUCUGCUACACAAAACUGUACAAACAAUCUGUACAAAGACAUUGUCAGUCAGACGGACGCUGGCAUGUAUUACUGUGCUCUGAUCACAUGUGGAAAAAUUCUGUUUGGUAAUGGGACAAAGAUACAUGUGGAAAAGCCAGUGGAAUCUAUAGUGAUUAUAUUGGGAGUACUGUUGGGGGUUUGUGUGCUUGUGAUUACUGCCCAAGCUGUCUCAUACCAUAAAAAAGAAAGAUAUUACAACAACAGAGAAAACGUUCAAGACACUGACAAACACCAUCCUUCCAGUCAGGACUGUGAUGCAUUGCAUUACGCUGCUCCACAUUUUAAGGAGGGAAAAAACAGAAGAAUGAGAAGAAAAGAAGCUCCUCAGGACAGCGUGUACAGCCAACUGAAUUAUCUUAGGGUGACUGAUCACACUAUAUUUGAGUAGACACUGUAGAUUCACAGGGAGUUUAGCCUCACCUGUGUGGAAGUGAUUUAUUAGCAAAUAUUAUAUACUGUGGCGGCUGGUGCAAAUUUUUUUGAGGGGGCGCAACAAACCAUUUGACAUGUGAUGUAAACGAAUCAUCACUACUUGGGUAAAAAAAGGUUUGAAACAAGAAAUUCAGAACCAGAAGAAGUGGAAAUGACCAGUGAUGGAGAAGAUCACUGUCAGAGUGCUAAGACACCCUUACGCAAUAGGCUAAAGGAGCGAAACUCGGAUGUGUGUUGCAAAGUGGUCAUCAAUAGACCAGAUCAGGAGGCCUUGGACUACAAGUGCUUGAGGAGAUUUUAUCAAAUGAAAAAUAGGAGACUUAAAUGUUCUGCUGUUGGUUGUGAACUGUGUAGAUAAGAAAAUAGCCAAACUACAAUGGUCUGCAAUCUGUAUAUUGUUGGUUGUAAAAAUGAAAACGUAUAAAUA